Molecule: messenger RNA, 1089 nt
Organism: Ipomoea nil (Japanese morning glory)
Lineage: Eukaryota; Viridiplantae; Streptophyta; Magnoliopsida; Solanales; Convolvulaceae
Exons: 1
Coding region: 1-1089 (362 amino acids)
Source: RefSeq, a predicted model, not a curated record
AUGCGAACAACGUGGACGUUGAUCGGGAAGUUCUUGACCGAUCGAAUUCUCAAGGUUGAGGUGAUGAAGAGGGUCAUGGCAGCAGCUUGGCGGCCUCUCAUGGGAAUAGAGAUAACAGAUGUGCUCCCGAAUCUGUAUCUCUUUACGUUUUUUGACGAAGCCGAUAUGCGCCGGGUGUUGGAGGAGGGGCCAUGGGCGUUCGAAAACACAACACUUAUUUGUCAAAUUCUCGAGGAUGGAGUCGAUCCAACGCAAGUGGUGUUGAACACUGUGGAUUUCUGGAUACAGGUCUACGAUAUUCCGUUGGGUUAUCGAACGGUGAAGGUGUUAGAACGGAUUGGUGAUUUUGCGGGGGUGUUUAAACGGUAUGAUGAGCGGAACUUUGAGAGGUCAUGGACCUCGUUUUACCGGAUACGCAUAACGCAUGAUGUGACGGCUCCGUUAAAACGACGUAUGAAGAUGAUUAUGCGAGAUGGGACAUGGACUUGGAUAAAUUUCAAGUACGAGCGCCUGCAUAUGUUCUGUUUCUUCUGUGGAAUAAUGGGACACACUGAUAAGUUUUGUUUAGCGGCUCGACGUUCUUUGUUAACCCCGGAUCAGUACAUGUUUGCUGCGACAUUGAGGGCGGGGGGUAAUAGUCAAGCCAAGCACAUAGGGGAUAAAUGGUUCAAACUAGGACAAGAAAGGAGAAAAGAAAUUGGCUUUGGGAUGGGGGGUUACGGGCAGAAUGGUGGGGCAGUAGGGAGGGAGGAGUUGACCGGGUUAGGGGGUCGGGCCGUGGAAGUUGGGGUGACGGGAAAGGGUGGGAUGGGGCAGUCGGAAAGUGCAAGGGAGAGGGAGGUUGCUGGGGAGGGUGAGGGGGUGAGGGUGGAUCCAAAAAGACGGAGAACGGAUGGUGAGGCUGGGAGGGGAGUUGUCGUGGGUGUGGGUGUGGAAUCGGAUGGUCCGAGCUCGGUACCAUCGGAUGAUGCGGGAUGUGGGGUAGGCCGAGGAGGUGAGGGAGUUGUGGAGGAGGAUAUAACGAUGACAGACGUACAAAAAAACUUGCGAAUGGCGGGUGCUGCAGUGCAGACCCGCCCAUCCCAAUGA